Alosa alosa (allis shad) is the source of this 3544-nucleotide messenger RNA. Its product is annotated as myosin-9-like. Gene Ontology annotation, molecular function: protein binding. The record is from RefSeq and is a predicted model, not a curated record. The transcript is spliced from 38 exons. NCBI's taxonomy places the organism in Eukaryota, Metazoa, Chordata, Actinopteri, Clupeiformes, Clupeidae. The coding region runs from base 119 to 3403 and encodes 1094 amino acids.
AGAAAUCAAAGUCGGUCAGUAAUAGAAAGGAGCAGUCCAUCAACGUGGAUCAGAACUGGGAUCCGACAUCUGCUCAUGUUGAUCCAGCUCCACACUGCUACAGCAGUUAGAUGAGGCCAUGACUGGGACACAGGUGCUGCUAGUGAGCCUCUUCCUCUCCCCCUACGUGCUCUUCAGUGCCAACAGCAGACAUGUUCCUGCAAGUGCUGAUGCCCCCAUGUCCAUUCGUGUUCUGCGGAGUCUGAAGGAAAAAUACAAAGACCUUCUCAGAACCAUUGAAACGGAGAGACGAACUGAUGGCUCCACAGAGGUAGAGACUACAUUUGUUUAUGCAUGUGUAGGUUUGGAAGAUGAGAUGAAGAACAUGAAGGUUGAUGUGGAAAAGCACAAAGCCAAAAAUAACGAACUGGAGGUGGAAAAUUUGCAUCUUAAGAAGAAGCUCAGGGAUGAGGUUGCUUCAAACAGACAAACUGGUUAUGAGACAGCGCUUCGCAUAGCUGAAAUGCAGUUGAAAUUAACUGGUUGGAUUGAUCAAAUGGGCUUUAAAACCGUCAAGAUCUCCAAGUUAACCCUUGAAGCCUUUUCAAAGUAUGUCGAAUUCAAAGACCUGGAGAUAAAGAUUAAAAAAGCCAAAGACUCCAAAACUAUUUCUGAGUUGAAAAAGCAGUUGGAGAAGAAGAAGAAGGAGCUGAGUCUUGCAGAACAGGAGCUGAUAGCCGCAGGGGGCUCCACAGACUUGGUUAAACAAGUGAUCAGUCUGCAGGAGAAAAUUCAUGAGUUGGAAAGCAGCGAGGCUGAUGAGGAUGUAUUAGAACAGAUAGCUGAGUUGAAGAGUCAGCUGGAGAAGAAGCAGGAAGAGCUCAAGAGCAAAGGUGGUAGUGAUGAAAGCUCUGCACUGAUUCCAGAAAUUGUUGCAUCACAAGAUGACAUUCUGAAAAUAUACAUCAAGAUGCAGACUUUGACAGAUCAGUCCAAGUCCAAACUUACUGAACUGGAAACACAACUAAAAGAGAAAAAUCGACAGCUGAAUCGUCUGCGUGAAUCUUCGGAUUCCUCCGCAUCUGCAGAUAUUGCUAAACUUGAGAAAGAAGUGAGAAAGUUAGAGGGCAAAAUGGAAGAUGAAAGGAGGGAUAAAGCUUCCACGAUCAAAGGGCUUGAAAAGGCCUUAAAGGAAAAGAAAGACCUGUUGCAGGGCAAGAUCAAGGAUCUCCAGGAUGACCACAACACUGAUUAUGACCUUAUCCUGAAGAUACUCACACAACAGCUGAGACUGGAGGAGGCCCAGAGUGCAUCGUGCUCCGGGCAGCCAGACACAGAUCACCUGCUCGCAGGAGUCCAGAGGCGACUGGCAGCCAAAGAGGAAGAGAUCCAGAGUCUUGAAGGACAAAACAAAAGGCUUGAGAAACAACUGGAGGAGAAGUCUGAGCAAUUCUCAGGUCUUUCAAACAAGAUAAAAGCUGCACAGAAGGAACUCAAGGAGAAGAGUGAACUGCUGGCAGCAACAGAAGAGGAGAAAUCAAAACAGAAAUUGAAGUUGCAAGAGAAGAUGGAGGAAAAUGCCAAACUGAAAAUCAGCAUUACAGUCUUGGAGAAAAGCAAAGCGGAGACAGAAGAUAGUUGUGCUUCUCUAAAGGAAAGAUACACAGAUUUGAAGACUAAGUUUGAAGAAGACAUGACUCAAAUAAAAGGCGUCCCUAAACUAAUUAUCAAGAUGAACAUGUUGAACAGUGAAAUCGAGACCCUCAAGAGGGAGAUAGACCGUGAGUCUGGGGACAAGAAAGAACUGAAGAGAAGACUGGAGAACAAGAAGAAAGAACUAGAGGAGGCAGAGAAAGAUCUUGGGAACAGAAGUCCAUCUUCCAAAGCCAUCAAAGAGCUUGUUGCUGUAAUAAGGGAACGAGUUAAAGAGGAGCCAGAAAACAUCCAAGAUUAUUUAAAACAGAUCUCAGACCUGGAGAAGGAGCUGGAUGAAAGGAUCGCUGCACUGGGUGACAAAGAGGCAGAGAACGUUCAGGCCAUGAUCAAAAUGAUGGCACUGCAGGAUGAGGUCACCCAAAUGAAGAGCAAAUUAUCCAAGGUCAAAAAGGAAACGUCCCAAAGGAUUGCUGAAAAAGAGAGUGAACUGGAGAGGAAGAGGCAGGAGAUUAAUCAGAUGAAAGCAUCAGACUGUGAAAGGAGUGAGAAAAGGAAGGAAGAGAUUGCCACUUUGGAGAGAGAAGCCAGAGAGCUGGAGGCCCAAUUAAAGCGUCUGAAAGACUCCGCUCAGAGAGAUAUUGCAGCUUUGGAAAAGCGUCUGAAGGAGAGGGAGCGGGAUCUUAAAGCCAACACUGAGAAACUACAGAGUGUGGAUGAGAAGAACGGAGAGCUACUUGCAAAGACCAUUAAAAUGCAAGAUGAAAUGAAUGCUCUCUUGAAUGGAGAGAAAGACCUAAAACAAAGGACUGCUGAUGAAAUUUCUGAUCUCAAGUCACAACUUCAAGUAAAGGAACAAGUCAUUACUACAUUAAAAGCAGCGAACAACGACCUGAUGAGUAGUGCUGAGGAGGCUAAAGAAUGUGCUGUUUUGAAAACAAGGAAUGAAGAUCUACAACAGGAACUGGGCAAGAAAGAUAAGGAUCUCUCCAAAAUGCAAAAAGAAAGAGAUGAAGCCCUAUCCUCACAGAAGGAAGCAGAGGAUGAUCUUAAAAAACUGAAACAGACAUCAGCUGCUUUGGAGAAUGAGAAAAACAACUUGCUGGAUUCCUUGAAUAGAAAAGAAAAAGAGAACCAGAGUCUUAAAGACAAAGUUGAAGAUUUUGAGAAGAAGAAAAAUAAAGAUGAAGAAAAUGCAGUACACAUUGCUCAGCCAGCCAUAGACCCUGACACAGCUCACCCAAAACUGCAGCUGUCGCACAGUAACUCUGAAAUGAAACUUCUACAGACAGCACUCAAUGUGCCAGAAGGCCCAGCACGCUACAAUCAUGUUAUAGGGGCUCUGGCUAGCACUGGGUUUGAUAAAGGCAGGCAGUACUGGGAGGUUGGUGUGGCUGGAAAACCUUGUUACAUCUUAGGGGUAGCUGGUGAAACUGCUCCAAGAGAAGGACCCAUAACGUUUGACCCCAAGAAUCAGUACUGGACCCUGAUGUUGACAAGAACUGAUAUUCUCAGUACAGCUCAAAGAAAGAAAACUAAGCUGAGAGAGGUGGGGCAAGCCAAGCCAAGAAAGAUUGGAGUGCUGAUAGAUUUCAAAAAGAAAGAAAUUGCCUUUUAUGACGCAGGGACUAAAGCUCUCUUGCACACAUUCAGUAACAUAGAAGUGAAGUCAAAGCUCUUUCCCUUUAUGAGCACAUGUGAGGACACGGAGGAGGGUUCACCUCCAAUGGUGUUCAAUGCAGUCGCCUCUGUUGAUUGGCUGAAAUCUUAAAAUGUACCCUCUUAAAAUGGCUUCCCACUGUUUCCAAUGUUGAGUUCAUCUCUGCAUCUGUUUUGUUUUAAUGCUCAACUGCCAAUUACAUCACAUUGUGUGCACAAGAUCAUACAUUAAAGCAAUAUUAUAUUAAAGCAA